Messenger RNA from Anolis sagrei ordinatus, 2031 nucleotides. RefSeq names its product NKD inhibitor of WNT signaling pathway 1 (gene NKD1). Gene Ontology annotation, cellular component: cytoplasm. Gene Ontology annotation, biological process: negative regulation of Wnt signaling pathway. Gene Ontology annotation, molecular function: calcium ion binding. Lineage: Eukaryota; Metazoa; Chordata; Lepidosauria; Squamata; Anolidae. The record is from RefSeq and is a predicted model, not a curated record.
GGAAGAGGGGGGGGGGAGAGAAAGAGAGAGGGACGGAGAGAUUGAGAGAGAAGGAGGAAAGGAAGGAAGGAGGCUGAGACUCUUGGAGAGAUUUGGAGACGCCGAGUUGGGCGCUCGCUCCCGCGGUUCUCGCGCAUGGAAGCCGGCUGGGGGYCCCCCCUCGMCUCCUUCCAGCCCAAGCUUGAAGCACAUGGAGCCCUAAAAGCCGGAGGAAGAGCAAAAGAGGGGAAAAGAUCCGAAGCCAAGCCUUCCCGGAGCCUUCCAGCUCGCCUCUCCAAAUUGCGUUUUUACGCACGAGAAGGAGUCGCGCUUUUACGCACGGGAAGGAGCCGCUCUUUUACGCGCGCGAUCCCGACCCCCGAGAGGCCAUGAAGCCGCCCCAAACCCCCCACUGACGGCCCGGCAGACCCUUCCCCAUCCUCAGAGAGCGAUGGGGAAACUUCACUCCAAACACGCCGCCGUUUGCAAACCCCGAGAGAGUCCGGAAGGUGACAGCUUUGCCGUGAAUGCCUCCCUGGCACGCAAAGGACUGGAGGACUGGAUGGUGAGCAAGAAGCACUCUGGCGGAAGCAGUGCUAGCCUCGGAUUGGGGCAAGGUUGCCAGCACCGAGCUCUCGGCAGGUUCGCAGGCUCCAGGGAUGCAUCUGGUGAAGGUUACCGGGAGUCCAUUGAAAAUGAACACUUUCAUCUAGAAGUGGCUUUGCCUCCGGAGAAGACAGAUGGAGUUUGCAGUGGUGAUGAAAAGAAAAUGGAAAAGGAGAACGACACACGCGGCGGUGCCAAGAAGCAGCUAAAAUUUGAAGAAUUGCAGUGUGAUGUGUCCGUUGAGGAAGACAACAGGCAAGAAUGGACUUUCACGCUGUAUGACUUCGACAACAAUGGGAGGGUCACACGUGAGGACAUUACUAGCUUGCUUCAUACCAUCUAUGAAGUAGUUGAUGCUUCGGUCAAUCACUCUCCAAGCUCUAGCAAAACCUUGCGGGUAAAGCUCACCGUGGCCCCAGAUGGGAGCCAGAAAAAGAAAAGUAUCCUACUGAACCAUGCCGAUCUCCAAAGUUCAAGACACCGAGCAGAAAGCAAAGGCAAUGAAGAACUAAGGAACUGUGAAAAGAGACAGAGGGGUUCCCUCAGGUACCACCAUGGUGAGGCCAAGCUUGAACAUAAUGGAUGCUAUCGUCAUUGUGUGGAUGAAAACAUUGAAAGGAGAAACCACUAUUUGGAUCUUGCAGGCAUCGAAAACUAUACGUCCAAAUUUGGACCAGGCUCUCCACCUGUGGCUCAGAAACACAACCCACCCGUCCGCGUUUCCAAUCAAACACGUUCCCGUUCCCAUGAGCCUGAAGUCUUCCAUGCCCACCAGCGCAGAUCUCCAGCAGCAGAUCCUGGCCAUGUCAGCUUAAUGGAAGCUUCCUAUGCAAAGCUUGCAGAAAUCCAGCAGCGUCUGCGGAAUCAAGAGGCAAACAGGCACUUUGUGAAGUCUCCCAAGGCUCAGAGCAAAACCACAGCCUCGGUUAACACGGGAAGGGCCGUACGGAGUAAACCCAUCCAAGGGGCAUCUGUACCGAUGGCUUCCCCUACCGGGCGGGUUGGUCCAAACCUUCCUUACCUGCCCAUGCAGUCCCAGCAGACUUACAAGAAACACAAGCAGCGAGCAAAAGAGACUCACCAAGUCUGCAAGACCUUCCCGCCUCCCGGAACAGUCCUGGAGAAAGAACAUGUCAGAGACCUGCCUGCGGUCAUCUUGUAUGAAGGCCAAGUGGGACAGAUGAUUCAGAGACACGAACACCACCAUCACCAUGAACAUCACCACCACUACCACCACUUCUACCAGACAUGAAGUGGACUCGCCACCGCCGCCUGCUAAAGGACCAUCCUAUAUGAAGGAAGCUCUUUGCCGUCGCUCGGGAAGAACAGCGUCGUUUUCAUUAACAUUGUGGCUACUCCGUUAAUAUUCGCUAGCACCUAUUGUAGGAGUUAUAUGGAAACACUAAAGUUAAUUAUAAUGAUGAUAAUAAUAAUAAUCUAACACUA